UCCGGCCCUUGCGAUUUGGGCUUGCGGAACCCGCACGAUGAAGUGCGUGUUCGUUACUGUAGGGACCACCAGCUUUGACGACCUCGUUGCGUGUGUGUCGGCGCGCGACAAUCUCCAAGUAAUCAAGAGCCUUGGUUACAACCGACUCAUCCUCCAGAUUGGUAGAGGAAUGGUGGUACCUGAACCAUUCAGUACUGAGUCAUUUACUCUGGAUGUUUACAGGUACAAGGACUCCUUAAAAGAAGAUCUUCAGAAAGCAGAUCUUGUUAUUAGUCACGCAGGGGCAGGAAGCUGUUUGGAGACUUUGGAAAAAGGAAAGCCAAUUGUGGUGGUUAUAAACGAAAAGUUGAUGAACAAUCAUCAGCUGGAAUUGGCAAAGCAGCUACACAAAGACGGACAUCUCUUCUACUGUACCUGCAGGGUCCCGACUUGUCCUGGGCAAGCCAGCCAGCCCACUGCUUCUGCUCCUGGGAAGUGCCAAGAUUCUGCUGCGCUGACUCCAGCUGCCUUCUUAUGCCUAGACUUUGGGCUGCUUUCCGGAUACCUGCGUAAACAAGUCCUUGUCCCUGCUACCCAUCCUGCCUGCAUCCUGCUUUUUCCUUCUUGCUACACUUCUGUUCCUCUCCCUCCCACCCCAACCCUCACCCUGCACAUAAUGCAUAAAGGAUGGAAAAAGUACUCCGCCCUGAAGUCUCUGAAUGAGGCAUCAAUGGAUGAAUAUUUAGGCAGCUUAGGGCUGUUUCGAAAGCUGACUGCCAAGGAUGCCUCUUGCCUCUUUCGGGCUAUUUCGGAGCAGUUGUUUUGCAGCCAGGUUCAUCAUUUGGAAAUCAGGAAGGCCUGUGUCUCAUAUAUGAGGGAAAAUCAACAAACUUUUGAGUCUUAUGUGGAGGGAUCUUUUGAGAAAUACCUGGAACGGUUGGGAGAUCCCAAGGAAAGUGCUGGCCAACUGGAAAUAAGAGCUCUUUCUCUAAUUUAUAAUCGGGAUUUCAUUCUUUAUCGCUCUCCUGGAAAACCUCCAACUUAUGUCACAGAUAAUGGCUAUGAAGACAAGAUUCUACUGUGCUAUUCAAGCAAUGGUCAUUAUGAUUCUGUGUACUCAAAGCAAUUUCAGUCAAGUGCAGCUGUUUGUCAGGCUGUGUUAUAUGAAAUUCUCUAUAAAGAUGUAUUUGUUGUGGAUGAAGAAGUGUUGAAAACUGCAGUUGAAUUGUUUCGAAGUAGUUCUAAGAAGAAUAGAAAUAAUGCUCUAACUGGAAGAGAGGAUGCCCAUGUUGAUGACAAGGAUUCAACUCAGGAUAGGAUGGAAGUAUGGGGUGCCUGCUGCAAUGCCGAAAAUAUACCAGAGGGCUACAGUCAAGGAACAGAAGAGGCAAAGUCUCCAGAAAAUCCAUCAAAGAUGCUCUUCCCCUAUAAGGUGCUCAAAGCCCUGGAUCCAGAAAUCUAUCGUAAUGUAGAAUUUGAUGUUUGGUUGGACAGCAGAAAAGAACUUCAAAAAUCUGAUUUCAUGGAGUAUGCUGGGAGACAGUACUAUUUGGGAGACAAGUGUCAGGUUCGCUUGGAAUCAGGGGGAAGAUACUAUAAUGCUCAUAUUCAGGAAGUUGGAAAUGAGAACAAUUCAGUAAAAGUUUUCAUUGAAGAACUGGCAGAAAAGCAUCUUGUUCCACUGGCUAACUUAAAACCAGUUACCCAAGUGGCACCUGUUCCUCCUGCCUGGAAUGCUGUGCCUAGUCGGAAAGGAAGAGGUUACCAGAAAAUGCCUGGGGCCUAUGUCCCAGAAAUAGCUAUGUCAGAGAUGGAUGUGAAGCAGCGGAAGAAGAUGUUCAAGAAACUUCGAGGGAGAGACUUUUGUAUAAAUACGGCUUACAACAGGGGAGACUCCUUUCUCCCACCCAGGCUUCAGCACAGUGUGUAUUAUGGGCAUGAUCCUCCAAUGCACUACUCACAGACAACUGGCAACAUUAUGUCUAGUGAACAUUUUUAUCCUCAACGUUCAUCUCAGAGACAAAGUCGGGGAUGUGGGAUGCCCAGGGAUUCAUCUCGUUUUAUAAACAGGCAAAACGUGGCGGGUCCUAAAAUUGGUUAUUACCCUGGGCCAGGUAAAAGAUGCUGCCAGAGCUAUGAUAAUUUCUCCUAUAGAUCUCGUUCCUUUAGACGUAGUCACCGCCAGAUGCAUUGUAUGAAUAAGGAGUGUCAGUAUGGCUUUGCCCCAGAGAAUGGACAGAUGCCCAGGGGUUUGGAAGAAACUAUUACUUUUUAUGAAGUUGAAGAAGGGGAUGGGACUGCUUAUCCAACUUUACCUAAUGGAGGUCCCCCUACAAUGGUUCCUGUUGCUUCGGGAUACUGUGUUGCAAGGCGGGGACGUGGCUCAGGCAAACAAACUUUGAAUUCAGAGGAGAACAAUGGCCAGAGUGACAAUGGGGAAUAUCAUGAAGAAUAUCUUUAUGGUUCAGAGCCAGACUAUGAAACUUCAGGUGUUUAUAGCACAACUGCAUCUACAGCAAACUUGGUGAUGGGAAAUUCUGCAGCAAUUGCAGCUUCCUGUGCCAAUAACGUUCCAGCUCCAGUCUUAUCUAACUGUGCAACAGCUAAUCAAGCUGGUAGUUGCACUUCAGUUUCUUCACAGAAUGGUAUACAACCUAUAUUUGUAUCUCCACCUACACAAGGCAGGCCAGUGAUUGCUUCACCAUCCUAUCCAUACCAGUCUGUUCCUAUUCCUGCUGCUGCUGCCUCUCUACCACCACCACCGCCACCACCACUUCCUCCUCCUCCUCCCCCUCUUCUUGAUGUGGGAGACACUUCAGGCUUACCACCACCACCUCCACCUUAUUCCUGUGAUCCAAGUGGUAGUGAUCUGCCUCAAGACACAAGAGUUCUGCAGUACUAUUUCAAUCUCGGAUUGCAGUGCUAUCACCAUAACUACUGGCACUCCAUGGUCUGUGUGCCACAGAUGCAGCAGCAGCUUCAUGUAGAGAAUUAUCCAGUGUAUACUGAGCCACCACCUCUGGUAGAUCAAACCAUUCCUCACUUGUACGGUGAGGCAGGGAGAGCAGAUGGCACACAGGCAGAAGCAUCAGCAAAUGGUACUUUUAUGAAUGCUGACCCUACGUCUGUCCCUCAUGGAGCAGUCUAUUAUCCAGUAAUGUCAGAUCCCUAUGGGCAGCCACCUUUGCCAGGGUUUGAUUCCUGCCUUCCUGUUGUGCCAGAUUAUCCCUGUGUUGUCCCCUGGCAUCCAGUUGGUGCAGCAUAUGGUAAUUCUUCUCAAAUUCACGGUGCUGUAAAUCCUGGGCCAGUUGGCUAUAUUGCUUCACCUCCCUCAGCUUCUCAUUAUGCACCUCAGAAUAUGUAAGAUUCAGCAGUAUGACAUAUUUUUGCACUGCCAUUUUCUUGCUGUUUGGGUUUUUUAAAAGUUAUUUUAUGUUUGGUGUUUAAGUGCUUUAGGUGGUUAGAGUGGUUACUAUUGUAUCUGUCUUUAAGAUUAUUUUAUCUUUUGAUUUAAAAUAGUACUUUAAGAUAAAGGAAUAUGACUUAGGGCUAUGAAUAAGUAAAUUGAGAUGGAUGUACAACUAGCCCAGUAUUGAGCAUAGUUCAUUGUAUUCAGCUAUUUUCCUGUCAGCCAGCUUGUCAACUUUGUAUUAGCUGAUGGUACCAAUUGAUAAAAGAAAUAAGUCAUACAAACUAUUUCCUUGGUUCACAUAUCAUAUUAAACCAUGCAGAAUUUGAAUAACUUCCACUUAUUUCUAGAAAGUAAAACAAAACCCAGGAGCAUUUACUUCUGGGUAACUCACUUAAAAUUAAAUGAGAGCUCUUCAGGUGUCUUAAGAAUUGUCUCAGCUGAGUUGUGUUCUAUAAUAUUGAUCAGUUUUGAAGGCACAUGGUGCUCUGCUUUAAAUUUAUCCCAUAUGCUAUUGUUUGAUGUUGGAUUUCUGUAAGUGUUUUACUGCACAGUAUUGAAUUGGUGUCUUUUGCACAGUUAGAAAUAAAUAAAAACUAGCAUUUAAAAUUGC
This is a messenger RNA of Lemur catta (Ring-tailed lemur), 4001 nucleotides long. RefSeq names its product ALG13 UDP-N-acetylglucosaminyltransferase subunit (gene ALG13). The record is from RefSeq and is a predicted model, not a curated record. Gene Ontology annotation, biological process: dolichol-linked oligosaccharide biosynthetic process. Gene Ontology annotation, molecular function: hexosyltransferase activity. Lineage: Eukaryota; Metazoa; Chordata; Mammalia; Primates; Lemuridae.